AUGCAAACCAAAAUUGUUCUUUUGGCCUUCCUUGGUGCCAUGAGUGCCUCGGCUGCUACCAUCAAACGACAGAACACUGGCGCCGAUUUUGGCACAUGCACUCCAACCAUGGACUUCCAACUUGGUCGUCCCGGGCGCAAGGCUACUGAGGGCACGUUUCUGCCCACCGAUCCCACUGUCGCCAAGGGCCAGCAAGAUGCUCUAAACCCAAACAUCAUUACCAACCGGAUUUGCGACCAGCUCACAAACGUCUGCGGGGCCAAUCAAGCCGCAAAGGACCAAUGUACGCAAGCCAAAGCAAAGGUCGCUGCGGCGGGCACCAAGGAUGCUUCAACGGCGACCCUAUUCAACAGCGCUUUGGGCUUCUAA
Colletotrichum spaethianum is the source of this 369-nucleotide messenger RNA. RefSeq lists its product as uncharacterized. The coding region runs from base 1 to 369 and encodes 122 amino acids. The record is from RefSeq and is a predicted model, not a curated record. The transcript has a single exon. NCBI's taxonomy places the organism in Eukaryota, Fungi, Ascomycota, Sordariomycetes, Glomerellales, Glomerellaceae.